Ananas comosus (pineapple) is the source of this 887-nucleotide messenger RNA. RefSeq names its product histone H2A variant 1. The transcript has 3 exons. Gene Ontology annotation, cellular component: nucleosome. NCBI's taxonomy places the organism in Eukaryota, Viridiplantae, Streptophyta, Magnoliopsida, Poales, Bromeliaceae. The coding region runs from base 162 to 566 and encodes 134 amino acids. Gene Ontology annotation, molecular function: DNA binding; structural constituent of chromatin; protein heterodimerization activity. The record is from RefSeq and is a predicted model, not a curated record.
CAUAGCAACAAACAUUAGGGUAAGCUUUGGGGUUAGAUUUGGAAGAAGACUCCUCUUGCGUCCUCAAUAUAAACGCGGAAUCCCCAUUCCCCAUCCCCAAGCCCAAAUCGAAACCCCUUGCUGGAUUCGAAGGAGCCAAAAAGAGGGAAGCGGGAGAUACUAUGGCGGGUAAAGGAGGGAAGGGGCUUUUGGCGGCGAAGACGACGGCUGCGAACAAGGACAAGGAGAAGAAGAAGCCAGUUUCCAGAUCCUCCCGAGCCGGUUUGCAGUUCCCUGUCGGUCGGAUCCAUCGGCAGUUGAAAUCCAGGAUAGCAGCACAUGGUCGUGUUGGGGCCACCGCAGCGGUUUACUCAGCAGCAAUUCUAGAGUAUUUGACGGCAGAGGUAUUGGAACUGGCCGGAAAUGCAAGCAAGGACCUUAAGGUGAAGCGAAUUACUCCCCGCCACCUUCAGUUGGCUAUCCGCGGGGACGAGGAGCUCGACACCCUCAUCAAGGGCACCAUCGCUGGGGGCGGUGUCAUCCCCCACAUCCACAAGUCCCUCAUUAACAAGUCCACCAAGGAAUGAAGAUGAUGACCAUUAAAAGGUGAAACUGCCUAAAUUACAGGGAUUGUUAUAUUAUUUAGUACUAGCUGUGAUUCUGUUAAUUCGUCGGUUGUUAUUAACUAGAACAAUAAAAGUAGUAGCAGUAGUCUGUUGGAUUUAACUAGGUCGAGUAAUUGAAAGUCCAUGUUGUUUGCAGAAAAUAUUUGCUAAGAUAGUAUCUCGCAACGCAUUGCUAUGUAAUCUAAUUCAAGCUCCCUGAUGGAACAGUGUUCGCAGUUUGCGGUUGUAUUUUUUUUUUUUUCUCUCUUCUGUAUUGUAUUCUGGUGGUUUACUGUUGCUGGA